AUGUCGUCAGUGCUCCAAAAACUCAUCAACCCUCUGCCGGGAAGCUCUAAAGAGCCCCCCAGGAACAAAGUGACAGUUGUCGGAGUGGGCCAAGUUGGCAUGGCUUGCGCCAUCAGCAUCCUAUUGCGGGAUCUGUGUGAUGAGCUAGCUCUGGUGGAUGUGAUGGAAGAUCGCCUGAAGGGAGAGGUGAUGGACCUUCAGCACGGCAGCCUUUUCCUCAAGACGUCCAAAAUUGUCGCGGACAAAGACUACGCGGUGACCGCAAACUCCCGCUUGGUCGUGGUGACUGCCGGAGUCCGCCAGCAGGAGGGCGAGAGUCGCCUCAACCUGGUGCAGAGGAACGUUAACGUCUUCAAGUCCAUCAUUCCUCAGAUCAUGAAGUACAGCCCACAGUGCACGCUUAUCGUCGUCUCCAAUCCAGUGGACAUUCUCACCUAUGUGACCUGGAAGUUGAGUGGCCUGCCCAAACACCGAGUAAUCGGAAGCGGGACCAACUUGGACUCGGCCCGUUUCCGCUUCAUGAUGGCCGAACGUCUCGACAUCCAUGCUAGCUCUUUCAACGGUUGGGUGUUGGGCGAGCAUGGAGACACCAGUGUGCCUGUAUGGAGUGGCGCAAAUGUCGCUGGGGUCAACUUGCAGAAGCUGAAUCCCGAAAUCGGCACUGAUGCCGAUAAAGACCAGUGGAAAGCUACGCAUAAAGCUGUGGUAGACAGUGCGUAUGAGGUGAUCAAGCUGAAGGGUUACACCAACUGGGCCAUCGGCUUGAGCGUGGCUGACCUGACAGAGAGUAUCGUCAAGAACAUGAGCCGUGUCCACCCGGUUUCCACUAUGGUCAAGGGCAUGUAUGGCAUUGGGGAAGACGUCUUCCUGUCCCUGCCCUGCGUUUUGAACAGCGGUGGCGUCGGAAGCGUCGUUAACAUGACGCUCAACGACGGCGAAGUGGCUCAGCUGAAGAAAAGCGCUGAAACUCUCUGGAGUAUCCAGAGGGACCUCAAGGAUGUUUGA
This is a messenger RNA of Nerophis lumbriciformis (worm pipefish), 1005 nucleotides long. Lineage: Eukaryota; Metazoa; Chordata; Actinopteri; Syngnathiformes; Syngnathidae. The record is from RefSeq and is a predicted model, not a curated record.